AUGUCCUCGUCCUCACCCUCAAUUACAACUGCAAACCCAGCGCAAAAUAUUUACGACGAUCACUCCUUCUUCGCCGCAUACAGUACCUUGCCACGCUCUGAACACGGCCUCGCUGGCGCCCCAGAAUGGCCUGUCCUGCGAGAUAUGAUCACGGGCCCGUCCUCUGGCAUGCAAGCUCGGCGUAUACUAGAUAUUGGAUGCGGAUACGGAUGGUUUGCGCGGUGGGCGAGAGACCACGGUGCCAUGCACGUCAGGGCGAUUGAUCUCUCUGAGAAGAUGAUUCAGCGGGCGAAAGAGCUAGAUGCAUCUCACGGAGUGAUCGAUUAUCAGAUUCAAGAUGUGGAAACGUUUGCCCCGAGCGAUCACGAAAGAGGAGAAUAUGAUUUAGUCUACAGCUCGCUUGUCUUUCACUAUAUUGAAGAUUUAGGUAGGCUCUUGAGAGAGAUUCGAUCUUGUCUGGUCGGUUCUUCGCACACUUCUUCUUCUGAUUCCUCGUUGUCUGAAUUCACCACGCCUACGACAAAGAGGAAAGGAAAACUCGUCUUCUCAAUCGAACAUCCUAUCUGCACGGCUCCGAUCUCGCCUCCUCCGGACUGGGCCGUCGUUGGUGAUGAAACCCACACGGAACGCAAGAUUUGGCCACUCAAUAACUACAGCGAGGAAGGGCUCCGUCUAACGAGUUGGCUGGGUACAGCGGGAGUGAGGAAAUACCAUCGGACUGUCGAGACGUAUGUUUCGUUGUUGCUGGAGAACGGGUUCGUGUUGACGGCGUUGAAGGAUUGGGUGCCAAGUCUGGAGGACGUUAGGGAUCAUCCAGAGUGGAGGGAGGAGAGGCAUAGGCCGUAUUUUUUGUUGGUUGCGGCAGAAAUUGCAUAG
This is a messenger RNA of Aspergillus affinis, 876 nucleotides long. Its product is annotated as class I SAM-dependent methyltransferase. The coding region runs from base 1 to 876 and encodes 291 amino acids. The transcript has a single exon. Gene Ontology annotation, molecular function: S-adenosylmethionine-dependent methyltransferase activity. NCBI's taxonomy places the organism in Eukaryota, Fungi, Ascomycota, Eurotiomycetes, Eurotiales, Aspergillaceae. The record is from RefSeq and is a predicted model, not a curated record.